GCUUUGGUAUGGAGUCUCCCGUUGUAUGCUGGAUUCUCCUAGGCACGGAUCUGCAUUGGGGCUCGAAAAGCUUCUCAGGGCUCUAGGUUCUUCAGGUCGCUUAAAAGCGACCUUAUCAAAUGUUUCACUCCUUUCUGGAGCUGUCUUUCCUAGGGGUAGAGUGGGAGGGGGAUGUGGACUGCCCGUGCUCCAGCCACCGGUAGGGACGAAGGUGAAGACGCGGUUCUGUCUCCAAUACUGGGGGUGUGGGCUGCGCGGGAGAGUGUGACAAGCCAAUCUUGAUACAUCAUCAAAAGCAUAGUCUUUCCAAGAUGGCUUAUCAGACACCUCUUUAUCCUUGCUCUGUAUAUGUUCAUGUGCCCAGCAGACAUUUUGCUGCUGCUACAAAGCCUGGAAAGAAAACAAAAAAAGGUGUGAAAGACAAAGCAUCAGAUGAGAAAAAAGAUGAGAUAGAAAAAAUAAAGUCAUACUCCUAUAUGGAAGGCGAACCUGAGGAUGAUGUCUACUUAAAGCGCUUAUAUCCAAGGCAGAUAUAUGAGGUGGAGAAAGCUAUUCAGUUACUUAAAAAAUUUCAAGCUCUAGACUUUACUAAUCCAAAGCAAGGUGUUUAUCUUGAUCUGACACUGGAUAUGGCACUGGGGAAGAAGAAAAAAGUGGAGCCAUUUGCCAGUGCUCUUCGCUUUCCAUACCCGUUUGUUUCAGAAAUCAAUAAAGUUGCUGUUUUUACAGGGAAUGCAUCAGAGAUUAAAAUAGCAGAAGAAAAUGGAGCUGCGUUUGCAGGAGGAACUAAUCUGAUUCAGAAGAUUUUGGAUGAUGAAAUUCAAUCAGACUUUUAUGUAGCUGUUCCAGAAAUAAUGCCUGAGCUUAAUCCAUUAAAGAAAAAGCUGAAAAAAAGAUUUCCAAAACUAACUCGAAAUUCUAUUGGCCGUGACAUACCCAAAAUGCUUGAAUUAUUUAAAACUGGACAUGAAAUUAAGGUAGAUGAAGAAAGGGAGAACUUUCUCGAGACCAAAAUAGCAACACUGGAUAUGCCAAGUGACCAGAUAGCUGCAAAUCUGCAAGCAGUUAUCAGUGAAGUUUGUAAGCACAGACCACUCAGUUUGGGACCUUUCGUGGUACGAGCUUUCCUUCGUACUUCAACAAGUGAAGGUUUGUUACUAAAGAUCAAGCCAUUGUUGCCUAAAGAAGUAGAAACUGAAGAAAGUAACAAAGAAGAUGCCUAAAAAUGUUAUAUUAUGAAAUUAUUUUCAGUUUAUUAAGAAGCAACAGAGAAAAUUAUAAAACUGUAAUUUCUACA
Molecule: messenger RNA, 1297 nt
Organism: Ailuropoda melanoleuca (giant panda)
Lineage: Eukaryota; Metazoa; Chordata; Mammalia; Carnivora; Ursidae
Gene: MRPL1
Product: mitochondrial ribosomal protein L1
Exons: 9
Coding region: 312-1223 (303 amino acids)
Biological process (GO): translation
Cellular component (GO): mitochondrion; large ribosomal subunit
Molecular function (GO): structural constituent of ribosome; RNA binding
Source: RefSeq, a predicted model, not a curated record